UCUGACUUCUGAGCAGUCAAUCAUCGAGCCAGUUGCUGUAUGGGAUUUCAAUGGUAUUUUUAGUUUUGACAAUUUGAAUAAUUUUAUGUGAUUCUCAAUACGUUGUAAGAAUUGUUGGCGGUCUUUUCUUUAGCGAUAGAAUCAUGGCGUGAGAGAUAUUUGUUUGCUGUUUAUUUCGCCUCUUGCGACGUCUUGCUGGUAAAAAUUUCGUCAUGUGUUUCGUAUAAAUGGAAGAAGUUAAUAGCGAUGGCAGUGAUGAAGAAAGGUUAUUUUACGGUACAGUUCGUGAAUAUACGAUAUUUUUCUUGACGUUUAUCAUCCUUUAUGUGGUUUCUUAUUGUGUGAUCAAUAUAUUUCGACAAAAAAGAGAUGUCAUUGCCUUAGAUGUUGAAGAUGAUUGGGUCUAUCGGAUUUCUUUAUGGCUGUGUACAUUUACCUUGAGUGUGUCAAUUGGUGCUGCAUUAUUACUGCCAGUUUCUAUUGUAAGCAAUGAACUUCUUUUAAUGUACCAGAGCAGCUAUUAUGUGAAAUGGUUGAAUAGUUCUCUAAUUCAUGGGUUUUGGAAUUUUGUUUUUCUUGGUUCCUAUUUGUCCCUGUUUGUGGCCAUUCCUUUUGCAUAUUUCUUUAUUGAGUCUGAAGGUUUUGCUGGCUCAAAAAAGGGUAUAAAAGCAAGAAUAUAUGAAACCUUCGUUGUACUGGGGUUGCUUGUUAUAGUUGUGACAAGUAUUGUUUGGGUUGCAUUAGGAAUUGUUAACAGUGAAUACGUGUUUGGUCCCAAGAAAGAGAAUAGUUUGUGGUUACCAUAUCUUCCUUUUAUUUAUUCUUGUAUUUCAUGCAUUGGAGUUUUCUCUUUAUUAAUUUUCACUCCGGUCGGCCUAACCAGAAUGUUCACUGUACUUGAAAAAUAUGUUGUUAAACCUCAGUUUCUUAGCGAUAUUGACGAGGAGUUGUACAUCAUUAAGAUGGAAAAGCAGAUAAUCAAUAAAAAAUUGAGGAAAACUUUAAGAAAACGGGGGACAGAUGUUAUUCCUAAUGGUAAAGGAUUACAGAAUGGUGAAAGUCGUUCUGAAGUGGAUCGCGAAGAGUCCUACAAACAGUUGGAUGAAAUGGAACUAGAAAGAAAGAAGUUAGAGCGUCGCCGUGAUGCGUCUUCAUGGCAAAGAAAUCUGGUUUACCCGUUAUGCUUUCUGGUCCUUCUUCUACUUACUGCAAUAUCAAUGGCAAUGGUUGCUCUGAACUUUUUAAGUUUACUUUUGAUGGAUGAAGCUUUGCCUAUGAGAGCUUCGGAGGUGGUGAUCGGGAAGGUUUCGUCGUCAAUGAUGGGAAAAUUUGGAGCGGUCUUGGAAAUCAUACUCAUUUUUUAUCUUAUGGCUGCUUCGUUAAUGGGUUUUUAUAGUCUUCCAUGGUUUACUAAACUUACACCAAUUGUAAAAAAUACGCCUAUGACACAGGUAAUAGCAAAUUGUGUUGUAUUGCUUGUUCUUAGUUCCGCACUUCCUGUACUGGCAAGAAUGUUAGGAAUCACGACAUUCGACUUAAUGGGAGAAUUUGGUCGAUUUGAUUGGCUUGGUAACUUACAAUUAAUAUUACUUUAUAACUUGUGGUUUGAAGUUGCAUCAGCUCUUUGUCUCAUGAAGAAACUAACGGCAACUGUACGAGAAGCGCUAUUUGAACGCUUUAAAAAACCGUGGAAGAAGCUGAAGUCCUUAGUCUGACGUCAUUUCGUAUUUAAUGUAAAUAUAACAUUUAUAUACAUACAUAAUAUAUAGUUUAAUU
Molecule: messenger RNA, 1776 nt
Organism: Dendronephthya gigantea
Lineage: Eukaryota; Metazoa; Cnidaria; Anthozoa; Malacalcyonacea; Nephtheidae
Product: limb region 1 protein homolog
Exons: 16
Coding region: 228-1715 (495 amino acids)
Biological process (GO): signal transduction
Molecular function (GO): transmembrane signaling receptor activity
Source: RefSeq, a predicted model, not a curated record